AUGUCGCACCUUCAACAUCAAACACAUUAUGUUCACUAUAGUCCGCCCCAUCUUCAACACCAACACCAACAUCAACACCAACAGCUUCAGCAGCAGCAGCCGUUGCAGCAACACGCUGUGACACAUGUUGCUCCGCAGGACACUCAACACCAACAGAAUCACCACCAACAACAACCUCAAAAUUCGGUAGCAUCGACAUCCACCGCGACGGAACAAACGCAGCAGCCUGCUGCAUCAAAUGCAACACCCGCAGCCCCACUAAUAGCAAAGGGAGAUUGGACAAAGGAUCUUGUCCAACUAGCAAAGACUGCUGAACUCAAAAAACAUGCUUUAACACUCCAACUGCACACCGCGCAUAUUCUAUCCGCACAUGCAACACUCGAGCAAAAAGGAAAGGCGAUCCAGGAUCUGCGGGAACAAAAGAACAAAUUAGAGAGUGAACGUGCACGCUUGUUGGCUUCGCUGGCCGAGGUCAAUGCGGAUCGAGACAAGGUUGAUUUGAUGGAAGCCUCGCUUGAAAAAGAAUGUCGGGAAACUCGCACGAAAAUUACGCAGCUGACCGAGACAGACUAUGCAGUUGCGAAAGCCGAUGUAGAUCGCCUGCGACAAGAACUCGGGCAACCCCCUCUUCCCAGUCUACAGAGCACAUUAGAUGAAAAGACUUCUCAAUAUCUAACUGAAAGGCGAAUAUCUGGAAAUGACACGCAGACCACUCAAGCCUCAUCCACGGCCCCUGCUCGUUCCGCGUCUGCGCUCCCGGGAAGCAGUGCUGCUUCUACUCCGGGGUCAGGUGCCGCAGGACCUUCGGCGUCAACGUCGAACCCAAACAACAAACGCACGGCAUCGGCAAUGUCGGGACAGCAGAAUGAUAUACAAUCAAAAAGACCUAGAGGCCGUCCAAAGGGGAGCAAGAACAAGAAUAAGAUUUCGGGGAAUGAUGGAGACUAA
This is a messenger RNA of Psilocybe cubensis, 948 nucleotides long. RefSeq lists its product as uncharacterized. Lineage: Eukaryota; Fungi; Basidiomycota; Agaricomycetes; Agaricales; Agrocybaceae. Bases 1 to 948 code for a protein of 315 amino acids. The transcript has 7 exons. Gene Ontology annotation, cellular component: nucleus. The record is from RefSeq and is a predicted model, not a curated record. Gene Ontology annotation, biological process: positive regulation of neuron differentiation.